Messenger RNA from Hydra vulgaris (swiftwater hydra), 2502 nucleotides. RefSeq names its product FMR1 autosomal homolog 1-like. Gene Ontology annotation, biological process: regulation of mRNA stability; positive regulation of translation; negative regulation of translation. Gene Ontology annotation, molecular function: mRNA 3'-UTR binding; translation regulator activity; protein homodimerization activity. Gene Ontology annotation, cellular component: membrane; nucleus; cytoplasmic ribonucleoprotein granule. NCBI's taxonomy places the organism in Eukaryota, Metazoa, Cnidaria, Hydrozoa, Anthoathecata, Hydridae. The record is from RefSeq and is a predicted model, not a curated record.
CACGUUUUUUCAUUUUCAGUUUUCUUACAGUUAACUAUCAGUGUGAAAUAGGUUUGAAAUCGUUUCUUAUAUAGACCAAAUUUCAGUCGCAAUCAUCAGCAGCGUAUUGACCUACAUAAUCAGCGUGUAGGUUUCUUCGAAAAUUAUGGAUGAGACACAAGUUGAAGUUAGAAACAAUUUGAGUGGUGCUUUUUUCCCGGCUCGUUUGAAGAACAUUCAUUCAAAAGAAGCAACUAUUGCAUAUGAUUAUAAUCCUGAUAACUGGGUUCGUGUUCCACUUUCAGAUGUUCGUAGAUAUGUAAAGACUAAUGAAGUAAAAGAAGCUUCAAAGUACCAUGAUAAUGAAGACAUAGAAAUAUUUUCUAAGGAAGAUGAUACUGAGCCAAUGGGUUGGUGGGAAGGUAAAAUAGUUCAACGUCGUGGAGGGUUUUUUGUUGUCAAGUUUAAAGGGUUGGAUGAGACAUUCAACGAAAUUGUACCGUUUGAGAGAAUUCGACCAAUUGGACGAUGUCAACCAGUGACAAGAUCAAUGUAUUUUAAAUGUAUGAUAGAUGUUCCACAAGAUUUGCGAAUCAUGUGUGCAGGGGAUGUUCAUGAAACAUUUCGGGAGAUGACCAGGGCACUUUCUAUCUUUUAUCUUAAUGAACUGAAUGUAUUAGUUAUACUUUCAUCAUGUGAAGAUUCUAUUAAAAGAGCUGCAAUUUUAAGUGAAAUGCAUUUUCGCAGUCUUCGUACAAAAUUGCUUUUGCAGUCACGCAAUGAAGAAAGUUUGCGACAAUUAGAAUUGGCACAAAAGCAAUCAGAGCAAGCACCUAUUUAUGAGCAACUGAUUUUACCUGAAGACCUUUUAGGUUUAGCCAUAGGUGCACAAGGUGCCAAUAUUCAGGCUGCUCGUAGAAUUCCUGGAAUAAUGUCAGUUGAAGUAGAUGAACCAACUUGUACUUUUAAUAUUUUAGGAGAGAAUAUGGCUUGUGUAAAGGAGGCCAGAAGACUUCUUGAGUUUGCUGAAGAAGUAGUAUUUGUGCCUAGAAUGUAUGUUGGAAAAGUGAUUGGAAGAAAUGGACGCAUUGUCCAGGAUAUUGUUGACAAGUCAGGUGUUGUACGUGUAAAGAUUGAUCCAGAGCCAGAAGAUAGUAAGACUGAUGAAGAAAAACAGAAAGAUGUUCCAUUUUUAUUUAUUGGUACAAAAGACAAUAUUGAGAAUGCAAAAAUGAUGUUGCAGUACCAUCUUUGUCAUCUCAAGGAUGUUGAGGAUCUGCGAAAACAGAAAGACAACAUUGAUCAAGAGUUAAGAGCUUAUGGAAUACAUCCAAGUACAGGUCCAUUUUUUCCUCCUCCUGCUGAGAUGCGUCGUCAACAUGCUUUAAGUAUAACUUCACAAAAUGAUGUUCGUGAUCGAACUCAGACUAUUGAAAGUUAUAUUGGUGAUUUAGCUGAAUUACCAGUAUACACCAGCAGUUUCAACAACAAAAAUCCUUUACUAAGGCUGCGCACUACCAGUGAAACAGAAUGCUUAACUAAAAGUGAUAAAGCUGAAAAAGUUUCACCUGAUGGUGUUCCGCAAACAAUUCUUGAAGUAGAAAAUGAAAAUCAAGAAACAAAAAAACAAUAUCAGACAAAUCGUGGUAAAGGAAAUGGCAGAGGAGCUUGUAUAGGAACACGUUCUUCUCGAGUAAGACAAAACAGUGAAAAUGAAAAAGAAAAGAGUCUAGCAAACGUCGAUCUUAACUGGCGUGCACAUUUAGAAGAAUUAAGUGAUAAGUGUCAAGUUGAUUAUGAAAAUAAACCACGUAUGAGAACAAAAAGCGAAGGCGAACAACAUCACGAUCAUAAUAAACAGAUCAAGUACUUUGAAAAAAAUGAAAAUACUCAAAAAAGUACCGAUAAAAAGCAAUCCAAUACAAAUUCACCUCGAGGACAACACCAACAACAAAAUAAGAUGAUGCAUUCCCAAAACCAAAAUAUUUCAGAUCAGCAUGGUCGCAAUAAAAGUCAUCCUUCUGGUCGUAUUACUAAUAAUCAAUCAAAUCAACCCAGAGAACAUCGUAAGAUGGUACGUCAUUCAAAUGCUAACACAACGACCGUCAACGGAAACGCCGUUAAUGGACAACCUUACACCAAAAUUACUCAAAUCAAACAGAAGAUUCAUAUUAACGAUGAAAAAAUUGAAUCUUCUGAAAAAUCUGUUCUUCCUCCUAGUGAAGAGAAACAAUGCGAUAUACCAAAAACUGUCAAUGAAAACCUAUUAAAAAACGAUACUGAUAAAAGUUCUUUAAACACAUCAAACAAAGAUCAAGAUGUGUUAAUACAUCAAUGAUUACUUUUAAAUCACUUUUCUCUUACUCAUUUCUUGUAUUUGGAUUUAAAUUUUUAAUGAACUGAAGAUACUAGAAAAAAUUUUGUAUCAUAUUUGUUAAAUAUUAACAUAAUUUUAAUUACGCUAUUAGUACAGAGCUAUGUAUUGUUGUAAUAUUAUUUGUUUUCUUAAUUUCUUAUCGAUAA